AUGCGGGACCCAAUACCCCCACCAACGAUGCUGGUCCAGCUCACUCAGCCUCUGGCUGACAAGCUGGGCCUAAAGACAAUGCCUUACCACGUUCAUGAGAUCCUGAUAGGCUUCCUUGCGUAUCAUCUCAUCUUACACGUAGUCUCGCCAGCUCUGUCCAAACUCGUGUGCCCAAAGACAUACGCAGGCUUCAACAGGCGCACACAACUGAACUGGGAUGUGCACUGGGUUUCCAUGAUACAAGCACUAUUUAUUAAUGGUGCGGCUCUGUACGUGAUCUUCACGGAUCCCGAGAGAAAGGAGAUGGACUGGAAAGGCAGGCUGUGGGGAUAUACGCCAGCGAGUGGCAUGGUUCAGGGCUUCGCUGCUGGCUACUUCUUGUGGGAUCUCCAAGUUUGUCUACAGCACUUUAGCAUCUGUGGCGUGGGUGCUUUGGUGCACGCCAUAGGUGCUCUUGCUAUUACAUGCAUUGGUUUUAAACCCUUUGGAAACUACUACGGUCUAUCGUUCAUCCUUUACGAACUAUCUACACCAUUCCUGAACAUCCACUGGUUUUGCGACAAACUAGGCCUUACUGGAUCUAAGCUCCAGCUCUACAACGGUGUGGCGCUACUCUUCACAUUCUUUGCUUGCCGAGUUGUUUGGGGAACCUACCAGUCGAUCAUGAUUUAUUCGGAUAUCUACAAGGCCCUGACGACACCGGCAUCUCAGUUGACAAGCCUCUUGCCGGGUGACGACAUGUGUGGACGUAACGCCAGCAGCAAGGCAUACGGAGGACCCGUCAGCUGUGAGAUAACCGAUUUGCCGAUGUGGCUAGUAACGAUCUACCUGGUGGGAAACACUGCGUUGAGUAUUCUGAAUGUUUACUGGUUCAGUCAGAUGGUGAAGGCGGUAAGGAAGCGGUUCGUACCGGCCGAAGAGGCGACUGCAAAAAAGAGCCAAUAG
Boeremia exigua is the source of this 945-nucleotide messenger RNA. Its product is annotated as TLC domain-containing protein. The coding region runs from base 1 to 945 and encodes 314 amino acids. The transcript has 2 exons. Gene Ontology annotation, biological process: lipid homeostasis. Gene Ontology annotation, cellular component: endoplasmic reticulum; membrane. The record is from RefSeq and is a predicted model, not a curated record. NCBI's taxonomy places the organism in Eukaryota, Fungi, Ascomycota, Dothideomycetes, Pleosporales, Didymellaceae.